AUUUUCCUUUUUAAAAGUAGGUCAUACUUUUUAACAUUUAGUAGAUGGUCUAAUGCUGGAGUGUGAAUUCAAAGAAAUGCUGAUGAAGAGAGGACUUCAUUUAAUAGCUGCAGCAGAGAACUGAGAGGAGUUUUAACAUCAUGGAGUCCAUAGUUGACCUCCUAAAUGUUUUUCACAUUAAGGCCAGUGGAUGGUCUGUGACGGUCAGCCUCUUACUCGUCUUUCUGGGUCUUCUCUACUGGUAUUCAAUUUACCCCUUUUCCGUCCUCUCUCGAUGUGGCAUCAAACAUCCAAAGCCUGUGCCUUUCUAUGGCAACCUUUUCCUGUUUCGACAGGGAUUUUUCCAGCCUAUGAAGGAUCUCAUAAAGACACACGGCAGAGUCUGUGGGUAUUAUUUGGGCCGCAGACCGGUGGUGGUGAUCGCGGACCCCGACAUGCUCAGGCAGGUGAUGGUACGAGAAUUCAGCACCUUCCCAAACAGAAUGUCUUUUCGGUUUGCCACCAAACCCAUGACGGACUGUCUGCUCAUGUUGAGGGACGAGCGCUGGAAGAGAGUUCGUAGCAUCCUGACGCCGUCAUUCAGUGCUGCUAAGAUGAAAGAGAUGGUCCCGUUGAUCAACACCGCCAUCGACGCCCUGACCAACAACUUAAAUGUCCAUGCUGAGUCCGGAGAGGCGUUUGACAUCCACAAGUGUUUCGGCUGCUUCACCAUGGAUGUUAUAGCCAGUGUGGCGUUCGCUACUCAGGUGGACUCUCAGAACAACCCAGACGACCCGUUUGUCAGCCACGCGCAGAUGUUCUUCACCUUUUCUUUCUUCCGGCCCAUCAUGAUGUUCUUCAUUGCUUUUCCGUUCAUCGCGGCUCCGCUGGCCGGACUCAUCCCCAACAAACGACGAGACAAGAUGAAUAACUUCUUCAUCAACUGCAUCCAGAGGAUCAUCGAGCAGAGAGAGGAGCAGCCUCCUGAACAGAGGCGUCGAGACUUCCUCCAGCUGAUGUUGGAUGCCCGAACAACCAAGGACAGUGUGUCUCUGGAACACUUUGACACAUUGAACCACUCGGAUGAGCUCGAUCACAGGAACCAGCGGUCGCAGGCGUCCGCUCCGGAUCAGGACGUCGGCCCGCAGGAGCCCCCCAGCAGACGCCAGCAGAGAAAGAUGAUCACUGAGGACGAGAUCGUGGGUCAGGCGUUCGUUUUCCUUCUCGCAGGAUACGAAACCAGCAGCAACACGUUGGCCUUCACCUGCUACCUCCUCGCCCUCCACCCUGAAUGUCAAAGCAGAGUGCAGGAGGAGGUGGAUGAUUUCUUCACCAGACAUGAGUCACCAGAUUACUCAAAUGUCCAGGAGCUGAAGUACUUAGACAUGGUGAUCAGUGAAGCUUUGCGCCUCUACCCUCCUGGAUUCAGGUUUGCGAGAGACAUCGACAACGACUGUGUGUUGAACGGUCAGCUUCUCCCUAAAGGAGCCACGCUGGAGAUCCCUGCUGGCUUCCUUCACUACGACCCUGAGCACUGGCCGGAGCCCGAGAAGUUCAUCCCUGAGCGGUUCACUCCGGAGGCCAAAGCCAGCCGACACCCGUUCGUCUACCUUCCGUUCGGGGCUGGUCCUCGUAACUGCGUGGGGAUGAGGCUCGCUCAGCUGGAAAUCAAAAUGGCUCUGGUGCGUCUGUUCCGCAGAUUCAACAUUGUGGCCUGCUCGGAGACCAAGGUUCCUCUGGAGCUGAAGUCGUCGAGCACACUCGGACCUAAAAACGGUAUUUUUGUGAAAAUUCAAAGAAGAGAAGCAGGAGAAGGCGGCGUGAAUUCUCCAUCAGAUAAUUAGAAACUGAUGGACUGUGGAGGACUCAGGCUGUUGUGAAUCCCCGCAGAGAGUUUCAUCAGUUAUUUUGGUGAUUAUUGAAUAAGGGAACUUGAGGAAUCAUUUGUUUGCUCUACUUCAUGCAUCUUACCUCAAAGUGUGGCAAUAUAGAUUUUAUUUUUCUGUGAUUUUUUUGAAUGGAUAUAACUCUUCAAUAUGUUUAUUAUUAAGGAUAUUUGGGGAAAUAACCCUUAAUGUUUAUCUCACUUUAACCAGGUCACCACUCUUCUUCUUUACACUGUAGAAUUAAGUUUCUUUGUUGAUUUAUUUUUUAACUUUUUUAACUUAAUGGUUUUAAAAGUCACAUAUUCUGCAAAAUCCACUCCACCAUGUUUCUCUAACACUAGUAUGUG
Molecule: messenger RNA, 2212 nt
Organism: Labrus bergylta (ballan wrasse)
Lineage: Eukaryota; Metazoa; Chordata; Actinopteri; Labriformes; Labridae
Gene: tbxas1
Product: thromboxane A synthase 1 (platelet)
Molecular function (GO): heme binding; iron ion binding; steroid hydroxylase activity
Source: RefSeq, a predicted model, not a curated record